AUGGAAAAAGCUGAUCGUGUUGCCUGGCGCUGCGAUCCGGAAAAGCAUGUUCAUAAGGUUACCUACGAUGAGGUGACAAGACUUCUUCAAGGAUUCAUUGAGAACGAAAUAGAUUUAAGCAACGAUGAGUCCUGUGGUGAAACAUGUCCCGAUUAUCGGAACACGACAACAAUAGGUUGUUUCGAUCAAAAGUUUUGUUCUCAACAGCCUAAAUGCGAGGGUCGAAUUCAUGACUGUCAGUUUGUCGACUCGGACUUAUCUGUAUGUCAAUCACCAACGAGCAGCUAUCGUCGCUAUGAGUACAUUCAAAAUAGUGACGGACAAAAGUUCGGAGAGCACGAAAUGUGUUGGCGUGACGUCAACAACGUUGAGAGCUGGAGUAGAUGGUUGUUCUGGCGUUGCAGCUACUGUUUUUGUCUUUGUGAUGAGCCGAGUCCGAUAUCUGAUCGAUACUUCAGUCUACGGAAAACCAGAUCGGAUGUGAGGGCGAACAAGGUUGUGACUGGAGUGCGAUUUGUGAAGAAGAAUCGUGUAUUCCAUAUACAGAUACAGCAGGGACAACUUUUGCCCCGAGGUGCCAUCAACGAAUCUACUUUAGAAUGGGUUCCUGUCGAUGACUACAAAAUCAAUGAUGCCAAUAUAACCGAGGGUGUUGACUACUACGCAAUGAGUUACGAAAACCGUCGCAUAAAUCUGGACGAAACAAUAUUUGAGCAUGACAGGAUUUUUAUUGUAACCGGCGUGCGAUUCCAUGUAUUUAAAAAUUACCUGGGACUGAAAGUAUAUUUCAGUCGACAUAAUUUUGUAGACGGAAAAGUAAGAGGAUAUAAAGAAGAAGAUGAGAAAUACAUAGAUUUAACUAUGAUGUACGAGUAUAAUCCGGGUUUUCAGAGUGAAGAACUAAAUAUAGAUAAUCUGGACUUGCCAACAAGCUCAAAAGAAAACUCUCAGCCACUGUCAAAGAAUAAACAAUAUCUUAAAUUUGUCAACACUGGAUUGGAAGCGGAUGCGGGUCAAACAACAAUUCCGUUUAUUGACAUUCAGGAUGUGGUGUCAAAUCCGCCAGUUCCAUUGGCUGGUCUUGGCAUCUACUAUAAAAGUAGUCCUGGUUCCGGAGGUUUUGUGGCUCCCAAAGUUAUUAGUUUUGACUACGCAGCUUACGUUUAA
Molecule: messenger RNA, 1167 nt
Organism: Drosophila nasuta
Lineage: Eukaryota; Metazoa; Arthropoda; Insecta; Diptera; Drosophilidae
Exons: 1
Coding region: 1-1167 (388 amino acids)
Source: RefSeq, a predicted model, not a curated record